AUCUGAUCACCCGAGCGCACAGUGGCGUCACGCUCAAUUCUCGUCACGUCGAUGUUUGACAGAAAGCAGGUUGUUUCACUCAACUGGAACCAAACAGACAACACCACCGCGAACCAACUACAUUGGCUUCGCGUACCCUGAAUUAACACAAAAUUACUCCAAUUUUGUUGAGGCUUUUACGGUUGUAGACUUUGGUGUUCCUGAAAGAUCGGUUCUUGGUCCACUUUUACGCGCACAAAACACCGCAGAGAUAGAAUGUCUAAUGGCACUGAUUGAUGAAAUGAAAAAAGGGAAGCUGUUUCUUCUCAUCUUUACUUCAUUUUUCUUUGUUACUGUUUGUGAUGGUAAAAAAGAACAGAAACUUGAACACAUCAUUGGAGACCUCAAAGGAGAGAGCGAUAAAGUAGCUAAUGAGAUCUACGCAUGGAUAGACAAACACAGUAAAGGAUUACAGUCACAUGACCAUACACGUCAUCAAUCACGUGAUCGCCUAAGAAAACCAGGCCUACCCAAUACACACAAGAGAGGAAAUGUAGAGAAAUUGAUUAAGACGAUUAAAGGCGAAAGCGAUCACCUCGCCAAUGAAAUAUAUGCUUGGAUAAACAAGCAUGGAAGGGGCUUCCUGUCACGUGGCAAGUCACGUGAUAUUGCACGUGAUCAUUUGAGGUCAAGGAGAUCAAUUGUGAAACGAAGCAAUAAUGGCAAUGUACUCGAUGGGGAAUCUAUUCAAGAUGUGAUGCUAGAUUUGAUGAGUGCCCCACAUUCCAAGGGAAAACGUCAUGAAAAGAAACCAGAAAACAAGAAAACGAAGAAAAGUUCUAAAAGAAAAGUAAACAAGAAAUCGAAACAUGCGACUACAAAAAGGAGUUCCAAAAAAGGAAACAAGAAAAACAGGAUUCAAAAACACGUCAAACCUGUUUCACACUCGAAGAAAUCAAAGAUUCCAAGGAAGAAGAAAUCCUCUUCAGCGCAUGUCAUUAAAGGAGUAAAAAGAUCUGGUGGCUUGGCAAAUCUUCUUAAAGUUAUAUCCGCUGACCCAUCUAAGAAGAUCGUCGUCACGAGAGGAAAAAAUGAUAUCACUUUAGAUCAAAAAAGCUUGAAAUUUUUUAACCGCAUUCCUAAGCCUGUCCUCCAGAAACUUAUCGAGAAUAUAGGACUGAAUAAAUUUUUCAAUAUUGAUACUUACAUUUCUGGCGAAAAAGGAAAGGAAAAGACUAAACAGAGUAUUCACAAAUCCAAAGCUGGUAAAACAAGUAAAAAAAGUGUUGCAAAGAAAACAGUUUUGAAGAAAGUUGAAGGAAGAUAUCGCGACGAAAAAGGGUCUGGAAGUGCCAUGGAAAAUUCUGCUGAAGAAGAAGAAAAGAUUCCGAAAAUAAAAGCAGUUAAAGCGAAGAAGCCAUCACGAAAAGGCGAAAAGAAAUCGAGUUUUCCAAGCAAAAAAGCAAAGAAGCUUGCAGACAAACGAGCGACGAAUACCAAGCUACGCAAAACGAAGAAGAAAGAAGAGCACGCCGAUUCCAAGAGCAAAGUUUUGCAGUCAAAAAAGAGUAAAGCAAAAAUCCAUUCCAAUAUUGGACACCAAAAACUCGCCGAAUUAAAAGACAAGAUCAAGAAGACAAAUACCUUGAAGUUCAAAGUCGCAAAAGCACUACUGGAACAUUGCGAGACGCAAAACAAACUGAAGAAAGUUUUCGAUAAUGUAAAUGCGUCUUUAAAGGAGGCUUCCCAACUCGCAAAGGCUAUUGGGAAAAAGUUUGGAAUCAACAAAUCGGACCUAGAUAAACUUACUACCAAACACACAGAGGAAGCGGUUCAGGAGUUUCUCAAUAAGAUUUUCUAAGUCAUUGUUAUCAAUAGAUCUCCUUACCUUGGUCGCAAUGUUUUCCCAUUUCAGACCAAAUGUAAGUCUCUUGAGUAUUAUUUUUUGUUUAAUGGUUGCGCAUGAGAAGACACCAAAAUAUGGAUAUAACUCAGGCAAAGAGUUUUAUUCUUAACAGAAUGACAAGUGUCUGAAAUGGGAAAACGUGCCCAACGUAAAGUAAUCUGUUUUAUUGGACUAAUGUUCUUUGUACAUAAGUUAAAAGACUAUGACGUCAUUUACUAGUGAACCAAUGAUGUUGUGUGUUGACAAUUGUCAGAAUUUUCAAAAUGUAAAUACUUUGAAUAUACAUAAAUGUUUGUUUUUUAUCUUAGCAUUUAAUCACGUGAUUAUAUUCGCCAUCUUGGAUAGCGAUUGGUGAUUUUUUAAAUUAAAGAAUAUAAUCGAUGCAAGUAAUUGGGUGACACGCUCACGUGACCAAAAUAAUUUAUUUCUUGUUCUAAUAUUUUAUAUUCCCAUGUGUCAUAACAGUUAUUGAUUUUGAUAAUAUCUUAAUACUUAUUUCACAAAGUGUAAGAUCCAACAUUGUAAAUAAUCAAGAUAUAUAUUUUCAUAAUAAAAAUAAUGACUUCAAGUGCUGAUGAAGUGUCAAGACAAGGAUUCUCGUUCCAAGACACUACUCACUAGCCAUCGGUUUUCGUUAUGAGGAGGUUAUGGGUACAACAGCCUGCGUAGCGGCCAAAAUUGGAGGUUGUCAAGACAAUAUUCAAAGAGAUUAGUUUUCAUUUCCCUGCUUGAAGUUCAACGGAGCGGUGACGAAGUGACGGAAAUAUAUUUCCGUCAUGUUGUAUCUCGAUAGUAAAAAAGGUGGUGUGGCAGUAGCUAGUGCACUUAUUAGAGAUUGUUAGGUCGCUCCCUUGAUUCGAGCAUGCUCAAUUCCAAUUCAAUCAGCGAAUUAGCCGUGCCCUGAAUUAGUUCAGCCCAGAGGUUGUUUUAGGGUUUGAUCUGUGAG
Actinia tenebrosa (Australian red waratah sea anemone) is the source of this 2831-nucleotide messenger RNA. RefSeq lists its product as uncharacterized. NCBI's taxonomy places the organism in Eukaryota, Metazoa, Cnidaria, Anthozoa, Actiniaria, Actiniidae. The record is from RefSeq and is a predicted model, not a curated record.